Messenger RNA from Paramecium sonneborni, 2411 nucleotides. The record is from the annotation of a GenBank genome assembly. Lineage: Eukaryota; Ciliophora; Oligohymenophorea; Peniculida; Parameciidae.
AUCACAAACGUGCAUGGCUGAAAAUUAAAAUGAAAAAUGGGGUGACAUGUCAUCAGAUUCAGACGCUGACAAACCCAAAAACACAAAUGAAGGAGAAGAUAAUCAAAAUAAGAAAAGAUAAAAUUACAAAGGAAACAAUCAAUAAAGAAAUAAUAAUAAAAGAGGAUAUAGAGAUAACAAAGACAAUCAAAGAUAAGAAAAUGAUUAAAGGGAUAAUAGGGAAAACCAAAGGAGUUAUAAAAAUAGAGAUACUUAAGGAGGUGACCGAAAUUAAAGAGGUGAAAAUAGGAAUGACAAUAAUCAAAGAAGACAUAAUAGAGAUAACUAUAGUAAUAUGUUAUAAUCUAUUAUUAGCAUUUGUUGAAUAAAAGAAGGAUCAAUUAUCUAACUUUACUGGUGAUAGUGUAAAUAUCCUUAUUCAUUGCUAAAAUUUAAAAUUAACAGAGAACUAAAUAAAAGAAGCUUUGAAGGACAUCUAAAUGAAGAAUUUUAACAUUUAUCAAGAUUAGGCUAGAUUUGAUGUAGAUAAAGAUAAUGCAUUAAAAUUACUUGAUGUUCAUAAAUUAUAAUUUGUAAUUCCAUAAAAUAUUUAAAUAUAUAGGAAGUAGAUGGAUAAAUAGAAAGAAUUUUUAUGAAAAUUGGUUAUGAUAAAGAAAGAAAUUAAAAUUACUAAGGAAAAUAUCAUAAUCAACACAGACAAUUUAAUGAAGACCAUCAUAAUGAAUUUAUUCACAAAAGAAGAGAUUAAUAGAACAGAGGUGGAGACUAUUAAAAUAGACGAGGCAAUGAUUAUUAAUAAUAACAUUAAAAAAUUAGUGAACCUCCUAAAAUUGUUAGAAAUACUUCAUCACGUGUAGACGAAAAUAAUGUAAUUUUUUUAUUGAUUAUUAGCAAUAAUAAUAAUAAGUUUAAUAACCAGAUUAAUAAAUUAUUCCAGAAAAACCUACAGAUUCUGGAGAAUUGAAAGUUGAAUAAUAAAUAGUACCAUAAAUUCCUUCUGAUGAGCAAUAAUAAUAGUAAUAAUAAUAAUAAUAAGAAUAAUAAGAAUAAUAAUAAUUAGAAUAAUAAGAAUAAUAAUAAUAAGAAUAAUAAUAAUAAGAAUAAUAAUAAUAAUAAUAAUAAUAAUAAUAAUAAUAAUAAUAAUAAUAAUAAUAAUAAUAAUAAUAAUAAUAAUAAUAAUAAUAAUAAUAAUAAUAUUAAUAAUAGCAACAAGAUUCUAAUUAAAGAAGAUAUAACAAUAAUCGAGGAAAUGACUAUCAAUAAAAAAAUUAUCAUAAUAAUAAUUAUAAAAAUAAUUAUAGAAAUUAUAAUAAAUAUGAUAGAGAUCAAAAUAAUAAUCCAGAUUAAUAGCAAGAUAAUAAUACUGACAAUUAAUUUAGAAAUAAUAACUAAUAUAGAGGAAAUAAAUAUUAAAAUAGAGAAUAAAGAAAUAAUAUAAAUGAUAAUAAUUAAGAAGUAGAAUAAAAUGAAUAAAAAGAUGAAAAUAAUAAUACAUAAUAGCCAAAAGGUGGUUAAAGAAAUUAUGAUAAUAGAAAGGGUUAUUAUAACAAAGAUAAUAGAGAUUAUCAUAGAGAUAAUAGAGAUUAUAAUAGAGAUAAUCGAGAUUAUAAUAGAGAUAAAAGAGAUUGGAGAGAAAAUGCUGAUUAAAGAGAAAAUAGAGAUUAAAAUGAAAAUAGAGAUUAACGAUAUAAUAGAGAUUAAAGAGAUAAUAGAGAAUAAAGAGAUUAAAGAGAAUAAAGAGAUAAUAAAGAAUAAAGAGAUAACAGAGAUGAAAGGGAUAAUAGAGAAUAAAGAGAUAAUAGAGAAUAAAGAGAUAAUAGAGAUUAAAGAGAUAACAGAGAAUAAAGAGAUGACAGAGACAAUAGAGAUAAUAGAGAUUAAAGAGAUUAAAGAGAUAAUAGGGAUAAUAGGGAUAAUAGAGAAUAAAGAGACAAUAGAGAUUAAAGAUAUAAUAGAGAUUAAAGAGAUAAUAGAGAAUAAAGAGAUUAAAGAGAUAAUAGAGAUUACAAAAAAAAAUGGGAUAAUGGAGAUAAUAGGGAUAACAGAGAUAAAAGAGAUAAAUAUGAAAAAACAGAUAUUAGAGAAAGAAGAGAUGAUAAUGAUAAUAGAGAUUAUUAAGAAAAUAGAGAUUAUUAUAAAGGAAAUAGAGACAAUUACCGUGAUAAUUAAGCUUAUAGAGACAAUUAACCUUAAAGAUAUAAUAACAGAGAAUAAAAAGAAGGAGAAAAUAAUGAUACAGAAGAUACAAAAAAAACAACCAAUAGAGAAAGAAAGGCUCAUGUAUUUACUUAUAAAUAUUAUAGAAUGAAAUUUAAGAUUUUGCAAUUUCUCACCAUCAUAAUAAAAAAAAGAAGGAUUCUAAAAAGCAAUAAAUAAAAUCUUAGAAUCCAUUCGACGCAUUAAAGUAAUGA